Messenger RNA from Drosophila persimilis, 975 nucleotides. RefSeq names its product zinc finger protein 91. The coding region runs from base 14 to 898 and encodes 294 amino acids. The transcript has 4 exons. Gene Ontology annotation, molecular function: DNA-binding transcription factor activity; zinc ion binding; RNA polymerase II cis-regulatory region sequence-specific DNA binding. Gene Ontology annotation, cellular component: nucleus. The record is from RefSeq and is a predicted model, not a curated record. Lineage: Eukaryota; Metazoa; Arthropoda; Insecta; Diptera; Drosophilidae. Gene Ontology annotation, biological process: regulation of transcription by RNA polymerase II.
UAUUUUUCUGAAAAUGCGCAAUAAGAUCUGUCGCAUUUGCGGUGGCCAUGAGGCUUCGAUAAACCUGUUCUGCCCAAAAAACGGACACUUGAUCCGCCAAAUUCUAUCCAUUACUGGGGUCGGGCUAAAUGAAAAAGCAGGUCUCUCCAGCCAUAUGUGCGAUAAGUGCGUUUUCGACUUGGACUGUGCCAUAAAGUUCCGGCAGCGAUGCAUCAUCUCGGAGAAGCGUAAUCUGGAAAAAGUCAAUUCGGAACCUAAGGAUGAGGAGGAUGCCGAAUCUGAUAUAGAGUCUAAUGAGCUGAACACCGAUGAGGAGAUAUCUGAUGAUUGUGCUUUGGAAUAUGAAUCAGAAAAAUGCACGGAAACGAGCAUGAAGCGAAAACACAGCAAAUAUGCCGAGCCCUAUAUAUGCGAUGACUGUGGAAAGACCAUCAACAGUUUGAGCAACUUUCAAGAACACAAACUGCGGCAUACAGGAAUCAAAAAUUUCGAGUGUCAGUUCAGUGAGUGCGGCAAACGUUUCGCCACUCGCAAGGAGUUGGUGCGACACCAGCGCUGCCACACGGGAGAGAAGCCCUUCGUCUGUAGCUACUGCUCCCGUCGAUUUUCCGACGCGAGCUCUCGCGAAGAGCACCACAGACGCCACCGGAAUGAAAAGCGGUUCGAGUGUAAAACGUGUGGCAAGAGCUUUGUCAGCUCUGGCUGCCUGAGGAAGCACGUGUUAACGCACGCAUCAGCUGACGAGCGCAAAUAUCUCUGUGGCGUUUGCAACAAGCGCUUCUUACGCAUAGCCCACUUGCAAAAUCAUUUGACUACCACCACUCACUUGGAAAAGGCUCUGGAGGCAUCUCAGACAGUCGUGCAUGAAAAUAACCCAUCAAUCACAAGCAUUCCUUAGAGAUCAUUCUAUUCUUUAUUGACAUUUUGUACUGAAUUUUUAUGUAUUUAUAUUAAUAGUAUCAUAUGCGCAUAGUA